AGUAAACCCUUGAAAGGAUUUCUUAUAAAAAUUCUGUAUUUUCUUAUAAAUUUCUUUGCUUGCAAUUCUCUCCAGCGAUCAUCAAUCAAUUGGAUUCUUUUUUUUGGAUUGAGACCCUAAUUUCUUUAAGCUUUUCCCUUGUCAUUUCUUGUUGGGUGAUAUAAUCAGGUCUUGAAUUUUGCAAUGGCGAAAAGUUCCUUCAAGCUUGAACAUCCUUUGGAAAGGAGGCAAGCUGAAGCCGGUCGCAUCAGGGAAAAGUAUCCGGACAGAAUUCCUGUUAUUGUGGAGAAGGCUGAACAAAGUGACAUUCCCGAUAUCGAUAAAAAGAAGUAUCUUGUUCCUGCUGAUUUGACCGUGGGGCAAUUUGUUUACGUUGUCCGUAAACGGAUUAAGCUUAGUGCUGAGAAAGCUAUAUUUGUCUUUGUGAGGAACACUCUCCCGCCUACUGCUGCAUUGAUGUCUGCGAUUUACGAGGAAAACAAGGACGAAGAUGGUUUUCUUUAUAUGACUUACAGUGGAGAAAACACAUUUGGUUCCCCUUUGCUUUGAGCAUAAUGCUAUUAUGCACUGCAAUCUUAUAAUGUAUAUAGCCUAAAUGAAAAAGGUGUAAAUUCUGUAUGGUGUCUACUUGAGCCAAUGUUCUGCCCUUGACAAUUACAGUUGUUUAACUGUCUGAACUUGGAUCUUUAUUUUCUAUAAAUUGAAUGUCUGAAACCAACUUUGAUUUCCAA
Molecule: messenger RNA, 731 nt
Organism: Hibiscus syriacus
Lineage: Eukaryota; Viridiplantae; Streptophyta; Magnoliopsida; Malvales; Malvaceae
Product: autophagy-related protein 8C-like
Exons: 6
Coding region: 184-549 (121 amino acids)
Biological process (GO): cellular response to nitrogen starvation
Source: RefSeq, a predicted model, not a curated record